Acaulospora colombiana is the source of this 1386-nucleotide messenger RNA. Lineage: Eukaryota; Fungi; Glomeromycota; Glomeromycetes; Diversisporales; Acaulosporaceae. The record is from the annotation of a GenBank genome assembly.
AUGAUGAGGGAUCUCUUGAUGGCGACUGGACCUGGCGCCAGAAAAUCAUUCCAGUUACCAGCUCUCAACAAGCCCAUGCGUGAAAAGGUGCAUUUGAUGGCGAGGGUGCUCAACCUGAAGAGUACGAGUGACGGCAAGAAGAAUCAACAACUCAAGAUCAUAACAGUCAGUCGUACAAGCAAGACGGGUGCAUAUACUGUCAACGAGCGAAAGAUGGAUUCAAUUUUGAAGCGAAAGGGUGACAAGAGGCGGGGAGGGGAUGUCAUGAAAGGCAUCCAGGAAGGCGAGGUGAUUGGACACAAGGCCGCCAAACUUGACGAAACGAAUAUUGGGUAUAGAUUGUUGGCACAGAUGGGGUUUCCGUCUAUUUCUGACCAACCGUCUCCCUCGCACAACUUGAACCCAACCUCUUAUGCGUCCCCUCAGCACAGUGUUGCUGCUGGGCAGCGUCAGCGUCUUAUCGAUGCAGCACCUCUCAAAGUCGUAGAACCUCACGAUGUGCCCAACGAUGAAGUCGCGGCCUUUCUCCGUUCAGUAAGGAUCGGCCUGUUGGGCGCCCACGCGAAUGUAGAGACGGGUACCAUAGAAGACGAUCCUCUAAAGGUCCUCGAGGAGGAGCUACGAAUCCUCAUUGGUGAAUCCGGACCAUCAUCCAACGAGGCCUCGAGCGAGACCGAUCCUGCUACCGCCGUCAAGGACUCAGACAGCAUUGCCAUGCGCCCGGAAGACGAAUGGACGGCCCUACCUAGUCCGCGUCUAGACGACAUGGACGAGCUAAUGAAAAAGAUAAUUAUAACUCAAUUAGAACAACAAGAUAUGUGUGAACAGUAUACGAACUCGUUUAGGGCCAAAUGGGACCGCUUCCAUGACUGGGUCCGGGACGUCUUUGGCCUUGCUGCCAUCGAACGACCUCCGUGUGGUUUCCAAGCUAUUUUGGGCAAUAGUAGCAGCCCUCGCGUCGGCUCUACUACCGCCUUUGCGGAGCCCGCUCUUCCUCAUCCAGUAAAGACUCCUGCCUACCGACCCGCUUCGAUGGAGGGGAGCAAUGGGUCCUCACCGAUGGCAGCAGGCGGAUGGUUGUUGGCAACCACGAAGACCGGCCUCCUUCACCAGGCGCUUGCAACGUGCUAUCUAUUCUUUAUCACCCUGGGAAGGACGAGCCUUGGCCUUUGUGCUUGUAUUGACCGAGUUGUCCAAUACAGAAUGGUGUACGUGUUCAUCGUCAUUGGUUUCAGAUGGUGGCAGAAUCGAGCUAGCGAGGAAUAUGAGGAGCUGAAAGAUGAAGAGGAGGCGAACGAGGAACUAGAAGGUGUCAUCCUCUUUGACGCUGGAUCUAUCAAGAACCUCUCGCUGGAACAUCUCCCACUUUAUCAAGAAAAACCAUAA